Messenger RNA from Conger conger (European conger), 2679 nucleotides. It is a transcript of the gene poln, whose product is annotated as polymerase (DNA directed) nu. The coding region runs from base 1 to 2679 and encodes 892 amino acids. NCBI's taxonomy places the organism in Eukaryota, Metazoa, Chordata, Actinopteri, Anguilliformes, Congridae. Gene Ontology annotation, molecular function: DNA binding; DNA-directed DNA polymerase activity. The record is from RefSeq and is a predicted model, not a curated record. Gene Ontology annotation, biological process: DNA-templated DNA replication; double-strand break repair. The transcript is spliced from 23 exons.
AUGUUGCUGUGCGUGUCACUGUGCGCUGCUGCAGGCGUGGAUCUGGCCCUGGAGAAGUCGUGUCCCUUCAGCGAGAUCCCAGCCUGCCGUGAGCGGACCCCUCCAGCCCCCUCCACCACGGGCCCGCCUUCCCCUGACCGCUCCCGGUCCCCGCCUUGCCCUGACCGCUCCCGGUCCCCGCCUUGCCCUGACCGCUCCCGGUCCCCGCCUUGCCCUGACCGCUCCCGGUCCCCGCCUUGCCCUGACCGCUCCCGGUCCCCGCCUUGCCCUGACCGCUCCCGGUCCCCGCCUUGCCCUGACCGCUCCCGGUCCCCGCCUUGCCCUGACGACACCCAGGGCGCAGCCAACCGUGCCGCUCCUCUGAAGAGGAGGCGCGCCUCCCCUCGGCCCCGGAGCUGCGACCGCAAGCGGCCGGGGAGGUGGGAGCCCCCGCGCCCCUCCCAGGAGAGGAGCGGGGGUGAGACUCGGACCCCCAGACCCCCGGCCCCCUCCCCAGCCCGCGGGGAGGGCCUGAGCGCCCACAGGGUGGCGUCCGAGACCCCCGACCUCCCGCGGCGACAUCCCGCGGGGACCCGGCUUCCCAAACCCCUCGGAGAAAAGCGGGCGGGGCGGGGCGGCGGACGGGGCCUGGAACCCCCGCGGCGUGAGGAAGGGCGGGAAUCGUCCUGGACGCCGACCUCUGACCCCGCGGUGCGGGACGUGAGCCGGUUGAGCCGGGAGGAGAGGGCCCGGGUCCUGCAGGAGGCCGCCAGCGCCCCAGCGCUGGUGCUCACCAUGGUGUACCAGGACGGCAGCACCCAGCUCUGCCCACUGCAGAAGUCCUGCCCCGCAGUGUCCGGUAUCCUGCUCCUGCUGAAGGGGAGCCUGGACGCCGCCGGGCCGGGGGAGGACCCGGGCUCCGGGGACAGCCUGCUCUACCUCAGGCUGGAGCAGCGGCCGGCCUGGGCCCAGCAGAACCAGGAGCUGGAUCAGAACCAGGACCUGUUCGCCCGAGAGAUGGUGCAGCGGGUGGUGUCUGCGGCCCAGGUGGUGGUGUGCUACAAGGCCAAGGACCUGCUCCGCACGCUGCUGCAGCACUUCAGAGGGGCCCUCAGCUGGAAGCAAGUGGCCCGGUGCCGGAUCCUGGACCCUCAGAUUGCUGCCUGGCUGCUGGACCCGGCCGACUCUGCCUCCUGUUUCCAGGACCUGGUUACCAAACACUGCGGGACAGCAGCCAAGCCCCCGCCGCAGCCCCCAGGACCCCGCAAGGCCUCCAGUCCGAGCACAAGCCUCCCCCUGCUCUACCAGCUCAUGACGGAUCUGCGCUCCAACCUACAGACACGGGGGCUGUGGGAUCUCUUCUCCAGCGUGGAGAUCAGCAUGAUUCCCGUGCUGGCAGUUAUGGAGAGCCAUCGCAUCCGCGUGGACACGGAGGCUCUGAAGAGGACCUCGGAAAUGCUGGGGGCGAAGCUGAAGCAGUUGGAGCAGGACGCCCAUAAGGCCGCAGGGCAGCAGUUCCUGGUGUCCAGUAGCGCUCAGCUCCGAUUGGUUCUGUUUGAGAAGCUGCGUCUUCAGGAGCGCUGUGAGAGCAAGAAACUGCCCAAAACCCUGCUCAAGCAGCACCAGUCUACGUCUGAGGCAGCGCUCCUGCAGCUCCAGGACCUCCACCCGCUGCCCAAGAUCAUCCUGGAGUACAGACAGGUUCACAAGAUAAAGUCGACCUUCGUUGACGGGAUCCUGUCGUGCGUGAAGAAGACGUGCGUCUCCCCCACCUGGAACCAGACCAGCGCCGUCAGCGGGCGGCUGUCCGCCAAGCAGCCCAAUUUCCAAGCCCUUCCCAGACAGCCUGUUCAGAUCAUAAAGAGGCAGUACAUCCCAGGAAUGCAGCCGGAGGUGGUAAUGGUUCAUCCCCGCGACAUGUUCAUUCCCCAGGAGGGCCACACAUUUCUGGCCGCUGACUUCUGUCAGGUGGAGCUGCGCCUCCUGGCUCACCUGACCUCUGACCCUGAGCUGCUGCGGCUCUUCCAGGACCCUGACGCUGACGUCUUCACCGCGCUGGCCUCGCACUGGAAGGGGGUUCCUGAGGACCGGCUGAACCCUGAGGACAGGGAGCAUGCCAAGCGUGUGGUCUACUCUGUGGUCUACGGAGCAGGUAGGGAGCGUCUCUCCGGGAUUCUGGGGGUGAGCACGGAGCAGGCCAGCCGGUUUGUGGACAGCUUCCUGCAGAGGUACAGAGAGGUGCACAGCUUCAUACAGAGGACCGUCCAGCAGUGCCAGAAACAAGGGUACGUGGUGUCGAUAAUGGGGCGGCGGAGGCCUCUGCCUCACAUUCACUCCGCCGACUGGGCCCUCCGGAACCAGGCGGAGCGGCAGGCCGUCAACUUUGUGGUCCAAGGCUCCGCGGCAGACCUCUGCAAGAUGGCCAUGAUCCGCAUCUUCUCCCUGGUGUCCUCCUCCUCCUCCCUCACGCCCAGGCUGUUGGCCCAGAUUCACGACGAGCUGCUCUUCGAGGUGGAAGACUCCCAGCUGGAGGACUUUGCAGCGCUGGUGAAGACCGCCAUGGAGUCGCUGCGGCACAUUGAGUCUCUCGGGGUUCAUCUCAAGGUCCCUCUGAAGGUGGCGGUGUCGAGCGGCGGGUCGUGGGGCUCCAUGUCGGAGCUGCGCCUCCCCCCCGCGCCUCCUCCCCGCCCGGCUCUCUGA